Sinocyclocheilus grahami is the source of this 2905-nucleotide messenger RNA. Its product is annotated as protein FAM117B-like. The record is from RefSeq and is a predicted model, not a curated record. The coding region runs from base 191 to 1810 and encodes 539 amino acids. Lineage: Eukaryota; Metazoa; Chordata; Actinopteri; Cypriniformes; Cyprinidae. The transcript has 7 exons.
GGUGCGUGGCUCUGACUCUCUCUCAGUUUACUUGAGCUCGCGAAACGGUUCGGCUGCGCCAGCCCGAGAGCAGAACACAGACUUUACAUGGCGUGACAAGGGCACCAAAGAGCAUUAACCACCUCAGACUGCCUUAAACGUACGUUCUACGUGUUUAUGUUGAGUUUUGUGUCAUUUCCCGGCGAACAAAAUGUCUCAAAGGGUUCGCAAAAACGGAUCUCCGACGUCUAACUGCAGCGGAGUGACCGCGGGAAACCCGAGCGGAUCCCCGGGGAUCAGCGCCGCUGGAGUGAGUUUACUGGGUCGCCUACUACCCAUGAAAGCCACGGUUCCCUUCCAGCUGAAAACGCAGACACAGCACCCUCUACAGACACGGACAGUCCUCUCCACCGGUAACGGUAAAUGCCACAGCAGCGGCACCCGCAGCCGGAGCCCCACGCGAUCCCUCUCCUCCAGUGCCUCAAACGUUUCUGCAGCCGCGUCCACUUCCUCUGCGACGUGCUCACAGUUCAUCACAGCCACAGCUGUUUGCUCCGCUCCCUCCUCCUCUUCUUCUUCUUCUUCUUCUUCUUCUUCUUCAUCAUCUUCAUCCUCAUCCAGAACUAGCCCCAUUAUCGCUGGGCACGCGUCAAGCCCCAGAGCGUCCCACGCGCAGGUACCUGUGCCAUCCUCGUCAUCACCCUGCACAGGUGUGCACCUGAGCCCCCAGUGCUGCUCCCCCUCUCAGCAGAUCAGCUGCAGCUCGGACACUUCAGCCCUUACCUCUCAUCUAUCAGCAUCUCCGUCUUCACCCUCGUCGCUGUGGUCUUGCGGUCACAGGGUCAAACUGCUCCAGGCCCCUGAACAUGACAGACUGUCUCCAGAGAGGCUCAGUCCCAGCUCACCUGUCUGCACAGACAAGCAUAGACUUCCUGUGGCAGGGUCUUGGUAUACCACCAGCAAUAACGGUAGCAUUCGUCGCACCUCCUCUUUGGACGCGCUCACGGCCCCUUACCUGUCUGGACACUGGCCCCGGGAUGCCAGCCACGCCCCUUGUGCCCCUUGCAUGAGGGACAAAUCCACCCAGACUCCCAGCGCCUGGGCCGAUGAAUGCGGAGAGAAGAAGAGGGGCUGUCACAAGCGCUCAGCCUCCUGCGGCAGCACUGACCAGCUAAAAGAGAUUGUGAAGCUGAGGCAGCAGCUCCAGCGCAGUAAACACAGCAGCCGUCACCAUCGCGACAAGGAGCGCAAAUCUCCCUUCAAUGGCAACCAUGCUGCUUUCAGCCAGUCACAGACGCUCCUGGGCACCACAGCGGGCAGUAACCACAGCAACAGCAGCAGCCGCUCUCAGUCCAUCUCACCCACGUUCCUGAACGUGCCAAGUGAGCCCUGCAGCGAUAGUCCAUCUCCCCAUGAGGACGAGACUCUGGCUGACGCCCGUGAGAAAGAUCUGGCCCCCAGCUCACCCCUACCCAAAUACGCCUCAUCCCCAAAGCCAAACAACAGCUACAUGUUCAAACGUGAGCCACCUGAGGGAUGUGAGCGAGUCAAGGUCUUCACAGAGGAAACACAGGCCAGGCCUCCACAGGAGAUCCCACAGUUCCUGUGCCCAGAUAGGAACAAGGUCAAUUUCAUCCCCAAGAGCGGCUCCGCGUUCUGCCUGGUCAGCAUUCCCAAACCGCUGAUGCCCACACAGGAGCUCAACAACCUCAAGAACCAGAGCGUCUCCCGUCUCACGCCCGAGCCUGAGCUGAGAGUCUCGAGAAGAACCUGCAUGCUUUCCCAGCAGCCCACAGGCUCCUCCCCCUCCUCCUGUCUGUCAGAGAGUUAGACAUGCCCCUCAACGAGUGUCCUAGCAACUGCGUCUGCAUACUCUGCACAUUUCAGUAAUCGAACAUGAUAAACAAAACAAAAAAAACUUUCGAGAACAAAGUGGUCAUUAAUAAUCAACGGCUUUCAUUGGGUGAGAUGAAAUGGUUAUCUUUUGCUAUGCACAUUUUUAGCUUUGUGCUUGUUCUCAAAGAACAAGGAGGCCAUUUUUGGGUGGUUUUGGGUUUGUGAUAAACGUAUUUAGCUUUUUUAUUAUUCCUCUACCUUUCAUAGAUACAAGUGAACCUGAGAAUGUGUCUCAGAUCGCUAUGAAAAUGAAUCUAAAUGAGCUUUCUCAAUGAUUCAGUACUGAUGUGGCUAUAUAGUUUUGUUUUUUGUGAGAAGCAAAGUGUAUUUUAUAAUAGUUUGCAGUGGAUCACGUUUGCGAGAACCGUUUCUAUCGUACUAGGACCAGCACAUCAUUGAAUACAAAUGAUGCCAUUUCAGAUGAAGAGACCAAGAGACCUGGUAGAAUGAAUUCUGGGACUGAAUUGUUUUCACAGUAGUAGGCCUUCUCCGUUCAGUCCGGACAAAAGCAGCAGGGGAACAUGAGGAACCGGUUCUCUGCUUUUUCUCCUCUUCCUUUCUCACUGGUGGCGAGGAGACCGAAAGGUGCUAAAGAUAAGAAUAGCGAGAGAGAUCGCCGCUUAACAGCUACAGGACGAGUGGCCUGUAAACCCGAUUCUUUUGUUUGCAUUCAAAUGCAUAUGGGUCCAAACUCUGAACUUCACCCCAGCAGGGAACAAAGUGAUAAAGUGAAAGGAGGGCUCGACAGGAUCUGGGUGGACAGACGGGAUGUUUUCUCUCCUCUCACAAUGAUUAAGCCGAUUUAGCUCGAGGAAUGUUUGAAAGAAGGACACGACAAGUACAAAAUCGACUUGCGAAAAUGUAACGCAUAAAUUUCCAAGUAGUGAACAAUUCAGAUAUCAAAACAUUCAUGUAAUGUUUCCUGUGAUAUCCAAUGAAAUAGUUUACAAAGUCAGAGCACAAUACUGUCAUUAGAUUGAUUUAAUGCAUGCAUUCUGGGAAAUUUCAGUCAAAUGUGUGUGUGUGUGUG